This is a messenger RNA of Tachysurus vachellii, 4896 nucleotides long. RefSeq names its product NACHT, LRR and PYD domains-containing protein 12-like. Gene Ontology annotation, molecular function: protein binding. NCBI's taxonomy places the organism in Eukaryota, Metazoa, Chordata, Actinopteri, Siluriformes, Bagridae. The transcript is spliced from 13 exons. The coding region runs from base 170 to 3223 and encodes 1017 amino acids. The record is from RefSeq and is a predicted model, not a curated record.
UGUUGGAGCUCAUCGUGAUUAUAAACUGUAAUGAAAGUGAAAGUCAGCAGCUCCAUUUUGUGACGAGUGAAAACUAAAAGAUGUCAGGAGUAAAAACACAGGUUUAAUUUAACACACGGAUGUUGGAGUGAAGAAAACGUGUGUCCUGCUGUAAUCUGGAGAAGGAGACAUGACCUCCAACAUGAGUGUGUCUGGAAAACAGGACUUAAAGAAAGACGAGAGAAUGAUGAAGAGAAAGAGAUCAGACUCCCCAGAACCCAGCUGUGUGUCCAUGAAGAGUGACCGGUCAAUAGAAUGUCCAUACAACUUCAGAGACAGAGACAGUUCUACUGAUGUGAGAAUGAUGCAGGGAAAGAGAUCAGACUCACCAGAACCCAGCUGUGUGUCCAUGAAGAGUGACCGGUCAAUAGAAUGUCCAUACAACUUCAGAGACAGAGACAGUUCUACUGAUGUGAGACGACAAAAGAAGAAAUCAAACAGCAGCAGAAAUCAGCUGGACUCCAUAUUCAAGGAGCUGGAACACAAAGUCAUCACUCUGAUAAAGAAAGAGCUGAAGAUGUUUAGGAAGCUCCUGAGUCCAGAUUACCCAGCAUGCACUGAGAGGGAGGUGGAGGAUGAGGAGGAUCUUCACAGUGUCAGAGAGGGAGCACUGAAGAUCACACUGCACGUCCUGAAGAACAUGAACCACACAGAUCUCGCUAACACACUGCACAACAAACUCGACUCUUUCUAUCAGACAAAGUUGAAGUCCAAGCUGAGAGAGAAGUUUAAAAGAAUUAAUGAAGGAAUCUCACAGCAUGGAAGCUCAGCACUUCUGAAUGAGAUCUACACAGAGCUCUACAUCACAGAGGGAUGGAAUGAAGACGUCAAUAAUGAACAUGAGGUGAGACAGAUUGAGACAGCGUCCAGGAGACCAGCAACACAGGAGAAACCCAUCAAAUGUAAUGAUCUCUUUAAAGACAAGUCCAUCAGAACUGUGCUGAGUAAAGGAGUUGCUGGAAUUGGAAAAACAGUCUCUGUGCAGAAGUUCAUUCUGGACUGGGCUGAAGGAGAAGCAAAUCAGGACGUCACCUUCAUGUUUCCACUUCCCUUUAGAGAGCUGAAUCUGAUGAAGCAGAAAAAUCUCAGUCUGAUGAAACUUCUUCAUCACUUUUUCCCUGAAAUGAGAAAACUCGAAUCAAUAGACUGUGACUCCUACAAAGUUUUGUUCAUCUUUGAUGGUCUGGACGAGUGUCGACUUCCUCUAAAUUUCCAGAAGAAUGAGAUAUUGUGUGAUGUGACAGAGUCAGCCUCAGUGGAUGUGCUUCUGACGAACCUCAUCAAGGGGAAUCUGCUUCCCUCUGCUCUCCUCUGGAUAACCACAAGACCAGGAGCAGCCAAUCAGAUCCCUCCUGAGUGUGUAGACCAGGUAACAGAGGUACGAGGCUUCAGUGAUCCUCAGAAAGAGGAGUACUUCAGGAAGAGGAUCAGUGAUCAGAGCCUGGCCAAUAAAAUCAUCACACACCUGAAGUCUUCAAGAAGCCUCUACAUCAUGUGCCACAUCCCAGUCUUCUGCUGGAUCUCAGCUACUGUUCUAGAGGGAAUGUUGUGUGAAGCAGAGGGUGGAGAGAUCCCCAAGACUCUGACUCAAAUGUUCACACACUUCCUGAUCUUUCAGAUCAAACACAAGGACCAAAAGUACCAUCAGAAAUGUGACCCUGAUCCUCAGCAGACCAGAGAGAGUAUCAUGGCACUGGGAAAACUGGCUUUCCACCAGCUGGAGAAAGGAAACCUGAUCUUCUAUGAGGAAGACCCGAGAGAGUGUGGCAUUGAUGUCAGAGAAGUGUCAGUGUACUCAGGAGUGUGUACCCAGAUCUUCAGAGAGGAGUUUGGGGUUCACCUGGGGAAGGUGUUCAGCUUCGUACAUCUGAGUGUUCAGGAGUUUCUGGCUGCUUUAUACAUGUUUCUCUCCUUCAUCAGAAGAAAUGUAACAGGUCAUCAAACCUCUGAUCUUUCUGAUCUUUUCAGGAAGUCAAACAUGUCUGAUCUCCUCAGGAGUUUAGUAGACAAGGCCUUACAGAGUGAGAAUGGACACCUGGACCUUUUCCUGCGCUUCUUUCUGGGUCUCUCACUGGAGUCCAAUCAGACUCUCUUACAAGGUUUAAUGCCACAGACAGGAAGCAGAUCUCACAGCAAACAGGAAACAGUGGAGUACAUCAAGGAGAAAAUCAGGGAGAAUCCAUCUCCAGAGAAAUCCAUCAAUCUGUUCCACUGUCUGAAUGAACUGAAUGAUCAUUCACUAGUGCAGGAAGUACAAACUUACCUGAACAGUGGAGGUGUCUGGGGUCUCAGUGGAAUCAGACUCUCUCCUGCUCAGUGGUCAGCUCUGGUGUUUGUGUUACUGAACUCAGAACAGAAGCUGGAUGUGUUUAAUUUGAGGAAUUAUGAUCGAUCAGAUGAAUGUCUUCUGAGGCUGCUGCCAGUGGUCAAAGCCACCAGAAAAGCUGUUCUGGGUGACUGUAAUCUGACAGAGGAAAGCUGUAGAGUUCUGUCCUCAGUUCUCAGCUCAAACUCCUCCAGUCUGAGAGAACUGAACCUGAGUCACAAUAAACUGCAGGAUUCAGGAGUGAAGCUGCUCUCUGAUGGACUGAAGAAUCCACAAUGUACACUGGAGAAACUGAGUCUGUGGGGGUGUGAUCUGACAGAGGAAAGCUGUAGAGUUCUGUCCUCAGUUCUCAGCUCAAACUCCUCCAGUCUGAGAGAACUGAACCUGGGUGUCAAUAAACUGCAGGAUUCAGGAGUGAAGCUGCUCUCUGAUGGACUGAAGAAUCCACACUGCACACUGGAGAUACUGAGGCUGUGGAAGUGUAAUCUGACAGAGGAAAGCUGUAGAGUUCUGUCCUCAGUUCUCAGCUCAAACUCCUCCAGUCUGAGAAAACUGAACCUGAGUCGCAAUAAACUGCAGGAUUCAGGAGUGAAGCUGCUCUCUAAUGGACUGAAGAAUCCACACUGUACACUGGAGAUACUGUGGAUGGAGGACUGCAGUAUUACAGAUAAAGGUUGUGCUGCUCUGGCUUCAGCUCUGAGGUCAAACUCCUCAUCACACCUGAGAGAACUGGAUCUGAACGGUAAUAAUCCAGGAGAAUCAGGAGUGAAGCUGCUCUCUGAUCUACUGAAGGAUCCACACUGUAAACUGGAGACACUACACAUUAAGUAUAAGACACUCACCAGGUCUGGUGUAUGACAGGAGUCUCUCCUCAGACCUUUUUUCCAGGAUAAAUCAGUUGUGGUGGUGAAGCGUUAGAACACGUCCCACAUUUCCAGCAGUUUGGGAGCCGAAUCAUUCAUAUUCAGAUGUAGAAGAUCCAUAACAAUAACUGUGACUGAUCACAUCCUUUUAUCCUCUCAGCUACAACUUCACACUUUAACAUCUUUUACAAUCCAGAGUAAAAAAUAAGAACUUAUGAUACUCAAAAUUGCUUCUUCAUAUCUGAUUUUGUCUAUAAAGUCUUCUACAUUUCUUGUACAUACAAUAAAAUCAAUCCUUGUCCUGCAAGUUUUUCACUAAAUCUCUUCUUUUCUUCCUCCGUUUCUCUUUCUCCACACGUCUAUCACAUUGUUUUCACUCAUUAGAUCCUUGAGUUCUUUACUCCGUAUACGAUUUAAAAACCAUCCCAUCUGCCAUAUUGAGUUUACUGAAAACAGUGUUAAAGUCUGCCAUCAUUAUUAUUUCUUUAUACUUCUUUAAAAUACUAUUUUUUUUUUGCACUCUUCCGAUUUUGUUCCUUCCUCUACUUAUUCUUAUGGUUGCAAAGGGGCGGGAAAUUUCCAGUAAAUUUAUGGAAACUUUUAAUGAAAACUUCAUCUGGGGAAUUUUGGAAAUCUAAUACAGAUUUAAAAAUAAGACAGGUGUGUGUGUGUGUGUGUGUGUGUGUGUGUGUGUGUGUGUGUGUGUGUGAUGGUGCUAUAGAAUAAGUUUGAAAAAAGCUUGUAAAAGAUUUAUACAAUUCAAUGCACAGAUAUAGAAAUAAUUAGUUAAAGAAUUGGAAUAUUUUGGAAUGAAAACAUUUUACAAUUGAUGCAAUUAAAGUUAUUAGGGACAAAUUAUAAUACUUUAUGCUUUUGAAAGAAGUAUCUUAUGCUCAUUUAAGCCUGAUUUAUUUGAUCACGAUAAAGAAAAAAACAGUAAUAUUGUGAAAUAUUACAAUUUAAAAUAUAUCUUUUAUGAAGCAAAGUAUCCUAAAUAAAUAUAACAGGUUAAAAAAAUAUGAGGAGCUCAUACUGAAGACUGUUGAAAUAGCUGAUGAAAAUUCAGCUUUGAUCACAGAAAUACAUUCUAUUUUAAAGUAAAUUACAUCAGAAAAUUACAUAAUUACAUUUUACAAACUGUUUUGUUUUGUAUUUUUGAUCAAUUGCAGGCUUGAUGAUCAUAAGAGACUUCUUUCAGAACCAUUAAAAAUUGAUUUAUUUCACUCAAUGUGUACAAACUUUUGAGUAGUUCUGUACUUCUGUAAAAUAACAGAAAACGGACUAGAAGAGAUGACAGAAGAUAAAGAGUAGAACAGCUUAAGCUAGUCUCAUAAAUGUCAAUGAAAUAGUGCUAGCUUACAUUUAGCAUAUGUGGCUGGGCAUUUGGCACUUAGUGGGGCUGUGGUAGCCUAGUGGUUAAGGUUUUGGAUUACCAAUCGCAAGGUUGUGAGUUUGAAUCCCAUGUCCACCAGGUUGCCACAGCUGAACCCUAGAGCAAGAUCCUUUGUAGAACAACGCUCAGUUGUAAAACAAAUGACAUAAAAAUCUAAGUCGCUCUGGUUAAGGUCUUCUGCAAAAUGUAUGCAGAUCUGAUUUUGUAGCUACUGUAUGAACACAUUUUAGUAUUGCUAAAUAAACCUUAAUAAACCUUGCAUGUUUGCAGCCCCA